Messenger RNA from Gadus macrocephalus (Pacific cod), 1295 nucleotides. It is a transcript of the gene haus8, whose product is annotated as HAUS augmin like complex subunit 8. The record is from RefSeq and is a predicted model, not a curated record. The coding region runs from base 64 to 1170 and encodes 368 amino acids. Gene Ontology annotation, cellular component: centrosome; nuclear microtubule; cytoplasm. The transcript is spliced from 10 exons. Gene Ontology annotation, biological process: spindle assembly; centrosome cycle. NCBI's taxonomy places the organism in Eukaryota, Metazoa, Chordata, Actinopteri, Gadiformes, Gadidae. Gene Ontology annotation, molecular function: microtubule binding.
GUUAGCUUGCUUUUUUUUGCCGGACCAUAUAUACGACGUACGGGCGGUUUAGUUGAAGUAACGAUGGCGUCCAGAAGAAAAACAAUGGCACCAAAUAGUUUUGGCAAGGCAUCUACUGAUACUAAAAGCUCUAAAGGUGAAAAUGUCAAGGCCAACAACAGUGGAACAGGGACGAAAAGCGUAAAAUCCAGUGGGACAACUGUCAAGUCACGUUAUAUGCAGCCUGUUGAUAAGCCUUCUCUUUCAAAGAGUAACUCAAGCAACUCAAGGACCAAUGAGCCAGUCGCCAUGCCACCACGUCCCUCCUCCCCUAAACCUGGUUUUGCAAAACCGAGGGUGGCCACUCCUCCUAGACGUUUGGCUGCCCCGAUGGCCGCUCCAACUCCUUUCAUGUCCACUCUUCUCGAACCUUCCCUAUUGGAAAAAAGUGCCCUGCAAUCCACCUUCGCAGAUGGACCGAGAGUUUUCCCAGAUUUUGAUGUUUCCGUCAUUAAUGACACCCUUGUGAUGCAAAAUGCAGUCAAACACGAGAGAACGAGUGAAAAGAACAAGACGGCCAUCGAGAUGCAGACCUUCUUGUUGGCCUACAUCACAGCCAAGAUGGACCACAAUACAGCGAAGCUGAAGGAGGAGGCUGAGGCUCGGCUGCUGCAUGUGAUGGAGGAGGAGGAGAGACUGUACAAUGAAGUCCAAGAGAAGAAACGCAAGUACCUUCUUCAGGAGAGGAAUAAGCAGACGAACGAGAUACUGGAUUUGCAAAUUGCUGCAUUGACUCCGUUGGUAGAAGAAGCCCAGAAGUUCAAAGAGGACUACCGAACCUUCGCCAGGGCCAUUGACACCACCAGGCACGAGCUGCCUGUGAAGAAUUGCUACAUUGAAGGAGACGGGAGGGUCUUCUUGGAUAAAAGCGAGGCGUGCCUGGAGAAGAGUGAGAAGGUGCUGGUGGAUUGCACAGCCACAGAUCUGCACGAUAGCAGCUCUGCAGUGGAGUGCCUCAGAGACAUAAAAGCGGCUUCCAAGGACAUCACCCAGCAGAUAUUUGUGACCUUCUCAGAGCUGCAGGAGCUGUCCUCCCAGGUCAGCCUCUAUAACAUUAAAACCCAGCAGGCCUUUGAGGAGCACCAGCUUGGCCCAACCAGGACACGGGAGCUCUACUGCCCCGAACCCUAACCUAAAUACCACAUGACCUAGUAUAAAAUGUUAUCCAAAUGACCUGUUAAUGUUUUCAAUCAUAUGAAAAAAAUAAUGUACAUUAUUGCCAAAUAAAUAUUUAAUAAAUAAACGUCAUUGUAUUU